Molecule: messenger RNA, 2070 nt
Organism: Prunus mume (Japanese apricot)
Lineage: Eukaryota; Viridiplantae; Streptophyta; Magnoliopsida; Rosales; Rosaceae
Source: RefSeq, a predicted model, not a curated record
AUGGUAGUGGUGGUGGUGGUUGUGAUAGUAGUGGUGGUGGGGAUGGCAGUUGUGGAGGUGGCGGUGGAGGUGGAUGAGCUGGUGGUUGUUUUGGUAGCGGAGGAGGAGGAGGAUGUGGUGGUGGUGGUGGUGACGGCACGGAUUCAACCGCCUGGAAUUCCUGCAAUCUUCUGUGUUAGCAGCAAAGGUAACUACACCACUAACAGUACCUACCAGCAAAACCUUACUGACCUCCUCUCAUCAUUGCUUUCUAACAGCAACGGCUACGGGUUCUACAACUCCUCCCGUGGCCAAAACUCCGAGACAGUUUACGCAAUCGGGCUUUGUAGAGGAGAUGCUAAGUCCGAUGUUUGCGGUAAAUGCCUUAGUGACGCCGCCUAUGUUCUCCCGGAGGCUUGUCCUAAUCAGAAGGAGGCAAUUGGAUUUUACAGACGUUGUAUGUUACGCUACUCAAACCGCUCCAUGUUUGGUUUAGUGGAAGUUAAUCCUGCUUUCUCUGUGAGGAAAGUAAAAAAAGUAUCAUCUACAAACUUGGAUGCGUUUAACCGAGAGGUCUCUGCCUUAUUAAAUGCACUAACAAGCGAAGCUGCUGGGCGUGGUGAUCUUCUUAAGUUUGCAGUAGGAAAUGCAAGUGUCGGCGCAAAUUCUAAUGUAACAAUCCAUGGACUUGCUCAGUGCACUCCAGAGUUGUCAGAGAUAGAGUGUACUAAUUGCUUUAAUGUUUCGUUGGGGGCUAUCCGAACAUGUUGUAGUGGAUCAAUGGGUGCGAGAGUCGCCACACCUAGCUGUACCAUAAGGUAUGAGUCUCACCCCUUCUUUUACAGUACAACUCAGAUACCAUGGCCCCUUGCAACACCGGCCUCUGAUUCUCCUCUGCCACCACCUGCCAAUCACACGGUUCCAAGAGGAAAGAAGAGUAAUAUAUCUCGGACUGUCAUCAUUACUGUUGUGGUACUUGUCGUUUCUUUGUUUCUAAUUAUAUCCAUAUGUAUUUAUCUGAGAGUGAAGAAGAGAAGGGAAAAACUUGAAGAAGGAGAUGAAAUUAGAAGUGCAGAAGCCUUGCAAUUCGACUUCAACUCCAUUAGAAUUGCCACAAAUAACUUUUGUGAAGGAAAUAAGCUUGGACGUGGUGGAUUUGGUGCUGUUUACAGGGGUAGGCUCUUGAAUGAAGAAGAUAUAGCAGUUAAAAGGCUUUCUAGAGAUUCUACACAAGGGGACAUAGAAUUUAGAAAUGAGGUCGCAUUAGUAGCCAAGCUUCAACAUCGAAAUUUAGUUAGACUCCUUGGUUUCUGCCUGGAAGGAAAUGAAAGACUUCUUGUGUAUGAGUUUGUCCAUAACGCAAGUCUCGACCAAUUCAUAUUUGAUCCAAUCAAGCGUGCACAAUUAGACUGGGAUAGGCGCUACAAAAUCAUAGUAGGCAUUGGGCGAGGACUUGUUUACCUUCAUGAGGACUCUCGUCUUAGAGUCAUUCAUCGUGACCUCAAAGCUGGUAACAUUUUGUUAGAUGCUGAAAUGAAUCCUAAAAUUGCAGAUUUUGGCAUGGCGAGAUUGUUCGUGCUUGAUCAAACAGAAGGGGAAACCAAUCGAAUUGUGGGGACAUACGGAUAUAUGGCUCCAGAGUAUGCGAUGCAUGGACAGUUUUCUGUGAAGUCUGAUGUUUAUAGCUUUGGUGUGUUACUUUUAGAGAUAGUAAGCGGACAUAAGAAUAGUGCUUUAUGCCACAGAGGGGAUGUGAAUCUUUUAAACUGUGUAUGGAAAAGUUGGAAGGAAGGGGAGAAAACUUCAAAUUUAAUAGAUCCCACCUUGAAGACUGGUUUAACAACUGAAAUAAUGAGAUGCAUCCACAUUGGAUUACUAUGCGUGCAACCGAAUAUAAUUGAGAGGCCAACCAUGGCUUCAGUUGUUCUUAUGCUUACUAGCAACUCUCUCACUCUCCCAGUACCCUCGCAACCAUUUUCUGUGAUUCAGCCGGAAACACCAACAAAGGUUAUUCGGUCAAAUCCUUCCCAAAACAACUCUGUCCAAAAAUCAGUAAAUGAGGCUUCAUUCACCGAACUAUUUCCUCGUUAG